This is a messenger RNA of Cavia porcellus (domestic guinea pig), 1289 nucleotides long. It is a transcript of the gene Mrpl40, whose product is annotated as mitochondrial ribosomal protein L40. The coding region runs from base 560 to 1177 and encodes 205 amino acids. The transcript is spliced from 5 exons. The record is from RefSeq and is a predicted model, not a curated record. Lineage: Eukaryota; Metazoa; Chordata; Mammalia; Rodentia; Caviidae. Gene Ontology annotation, cellular component: mitochondrial large ribosomal subunit; mitochondrial ribosome.
GUGCCAGCGGGCCCGGGGCACUACUUGGCAUUUUUCGAGGGCUGACACUGGAAUGCAGCCACCAGAGGGCAGAUGAAUGAGGGAAACGAACCAGCCACGGGGAGAGCGGCAGGGGAGACGGAGGCGGGCGCUAUUAUUAGAAACCCAGGCCUCGUUUUAAGAGAUGUGGACCCAAUGGGGCAGAGAGACGCUCCCCUGACCACUCCCGCUACACUGCGCGGGCCCAGACCUUGGCGAAGACACAGCAAACAACUAGGCAGGAGCUAGCCGAGCUAAUGCCCGCCGUAGGGGCGGGCUCACCGCGCCAAAGAGGGCGAAAGGGAGGAUCUUAACAAUCUCGAAGCGUGCGGAGCCCGCAGCUCGUAGCGCACGCCUGGAACGCCCAAGGCGGGGCUGCGUUGGGGGCGGAGCCAGACUAACCCCCCACCCCCACCCCCACCCCCGGCCGAAAAGCAGAAGAGCGUGUCCCAGCUACUUGGGGUUCUCAGCUCGAGAGGCUGUGUUGCUAAUAGCAGAGAAGCGCACUUCCGGAAGCUUCACACGGGUGGCGGGAAAGGCCAUGGCCGCAGGUGUGCUGCGGUCCUCUGCGCGGGCUUUGCGUCUGUCAACUGGGCUUCCUGGAACUUGGUGGACACAAAUCAGAGAUACUCACCAGCGAGCUUCAUUGUUGGCUUUCUGGGAACUCAUUCCCAUGAGAGCAGAACCUCCACGAAAGAAGAAGAAGGUAGAUCCUAAAAAGGAUCAAGCAGCAAGGGACCGCUUGAAAAAGAGGAUACGAAAACUGGAAAAGGCCAGCCAAGAGCUAAUUCCCAUUGAAGAUUUUAUUACCCCUCUGAAAUUCUUGGAUAAAUCAAGACAACGACCUCAGGUGGAGCUCCCCUUUGAGGAGAGUGAGCGGAGAGCUCUGCUUCUGAAGAAGUGGUCUGUAUACAAGCAGCAAGAGCAUGACAUGGAGAGGGAUGCCAUCAGAGCCAUGCUGGAGGCCCAGCAGAAAGCUCUACAGGAGCUGAAACUCGAGUCCCCAGAGCUCUAUGCUGAGGCCAUCAAGCGGGACCCCAGAUUGUUCCCCUUUGAGAAGGAAGGGCCAAAUUACACACCACCCAUCUCUGACUACCAGCCCCCUGAAGGCAGGUAUAAUGACAUCACCAAGGUGUACACACAGGUAGAAUUCAAGUGAUAGAAGUUAAGUCAGCUAUCCUCAGAACAUAAUGCCCUCUGGAGAAUGGCCAGAGCAAGUCUACUUUACAAAACAUCAGACAAACUGGUAAUAAAUAAAAGCUUAAUCAAAA